Plasmodium yoelii is the source of this 978-nucleotide messenger RNA. Its product is annotated as PIR protein. Lineage: Eukaryota; Apicomplexa; Aconoidasida; Haemosporida; Plasmodiidae. Bases 1 to 978 code for a protein of 325 amino acids. The transcript has 3 exons. The record is from RefSeq and is a predicted model, not a curated record.
AUGUUGACUAGUAGAGUGUGUGGAGAGUUUGAAAGUAUGUGGAAGUUCUUUUCCGAUGAUUUAAGUGAAUCUGGAAAUUAUAAUUUUGCAACUGGAAUGCUCAAGAGUUACUGUCCUAAAGGAAAAUGUGACAGCUAUAUCAAUAAAAUUGAUGCUGGAUGUUUAUGGUUAUUUAAUAAAUUGUAUGGGGAUAAUGAAAAAUUUAUGUAUGAUGCAGAUGGCAAGACUGAUAUUGUUGUAUACAUUAUGAUAUGGUUAGGCUAUAAAUUAAAUAAAAAGUUAAAUACAGAAUUUCCAAAUCUAAAUGAAUUUUACAAUAAACAUAUGAAGAAUACCGAUGAGUAUAAUAAUCAUAUAGAUGGUGUUGAUAGUUAUAGUAGUUAUAAUGAUCUUAUAAAUAAAAAAGAAGAAUUGGUAAAUAUUUCUAAUGAAAAUAUGUCCAAACUUUAUGAUUUAUUUAAAAUUUUAUGCAAUAUGAUUAAUAAUGCUGGUAAAAAAGACAAUGGUGAAACAUAUUUAAAACAUGCUAAUGAAUUUGUUGGUGAAUAUCAAAAGCUUUUUAAUGAUAAUGAUAAUAAUGUUGAAGGAAAUUCAUAUAAUAAAAUAUUGUCUAUAUUAUCAAAUGAUUAUACUUCUUACGGAGAGCAAAGUAUUUAUAGUCAUAUAAAAAAAUUACAUCCCAAACUUAUAACGGAAAAAAAAACACAUGUUUCUGAACCAGGUUCUAAUGAAACACAAAUGGAUGGUCUCAUGAGUGGAACAUCAACAGCAAUUUCUGAAACUAAAGUAUCAGAUUCUGAAACUGAUGUAUUAGAUUCUGAAACGACACUAUCAAGUUCAUUGACAAUAAACAAAUUAAUUUCAAUUCCAUUUGUAUUGGUUGUAACAUUAAUUUUAUUAGGAAUUGCAUAUAAGUAUUCGUUAUUCGGAUUUCGGAAACGAUCUCAAAAACAUUUAAGAGAAAAGCUAAAAACAUGA